Messenger RNA from Porites lobata, 1264 nucleotides. The record is from the annotation of a GenBank genome assembly. Lineage: Eukaryota; Metazoa; Cnidaria; Anthozoa; Scleractinia; Poritidae.
AUACUGAACGUUCUAUAUCACGAGAAAGGGUUACUUAUUCAUUCAAUUAAAAUUCGAAGGCUUUGUAAGUCAGAAACUGACAAUACACCCUAGGAUCCUGAAAAGUGCCGAUAUCGCAUCAACCUCUGUUCACCAACUUUCCAACUGAAGAUCUUUUACUCCUAAUCACAGCCGACUUUAACAUGCAGACCAGGAGAACAUUGAAACCGUUAUUUAGAGUUGCCCAGCAAAACUUUAAACCCACGACGAGAUUACCAUGUCAUCUUCUCCCGUUAACAAUUGUAAGGAAAAUCCAUCGACCAAAGGCAACACUUCUUAACAACGCAGAACGUGACGGCUCACUGGAGUUUGACCAGAAUGAAGCAUCUUUAGGUUAGUAUUGAACUAUAAACUGUGGUGAAGCUUCGUCGGCAGAGAGGGUGAUAAGAAAAAUUUGAUUUUUUGAUCGAGUGGAAAUUUAAAAAAAAAAUGACUUUUUGAGCGCUAGCCCUUCUGCCUCAGAUCCAGUUUAGCUCUAAAUGAUGUGGAAUGAAGUUAUGCAGUUGAAAAACAACAGAAAAAAAGCAGGCUUGACAAAGAUUUGAACUUGGACAAGAACCAGUACAAAAGACACAAACUAAUUUUUAGUAUUUGAGAGGCGGACAGUACACCACUGAGUUAUAACUGAGGUAAUAAGAAUUUUAUUCUCGCUAAUUUCCCUUUUCCUGAGCAGAUGCAAGAAGCGUACUUCAAAAACCUUUUUUUCUGAAUGUAGGUGAUGGGUCCAACUCAUUUCACUCAGAUAAUUCAAUGUUUCUCGGCCUCUUUCAGAGGUAGACACAAGUACCUUAAGUAUUAAAAACCUCAGUUUUCUAUACAUCAGUAAAUUUUGAGCCCACCAAAUGAUUUUUUUAAAAAACAAAGAUUGCAUCCUAAUCAGCACUGCUCUAAAUAAAAUUGUCCGGUUUGUUUUAUAGACAAAGUUCCGGGCUACUUAGAAACUAUGCCGACUAGUGCCGAGCAGGAAUUGGAUUCCUUGGCUGGUUGUUCGCACAGUUACAGAGAUGUUAUGACUGCAAAGAAGCGUGAAUCUGCUCAGUACUACCAAAGAGAUAAAAACAAAACCGGUCAACAGCCAGGUUUGGUGAACAUAAUCGCCACGAACGAAAAGGGUCUCCAUGAAACGGAAGGAACUAGGGCACAAAGACUGUUCACUGGAUUCCUGUUUAAUUCGUAUUUAUUUUGCUUGUUUAUCUGUCCUUACUUAGAUCUAAUGUUACAGUAA